Molecule: messenger RNA, 369 nt
Organism: Didymodactylos carnosus
Lineage: Eukaryota; Metazoa; Rotifera; Eurotatoria; Philodinida; Philodinidae
Source: the annotation of a GenBank genome assembly
AUGAGACCAGUAACAGGGAAAUCAAUAUCACCAGCUAUCGAUUGUGUGGGACUCCGUAACAAUCGACCACCUAAUAUGGACAAUAGCAACAAUGACAAUAAAACCCGAGUAUUUAGUAUCCAACUACCACCCAGUGAAGAUUUUAAAUUUGGCCCAGGAAAUAAAUACGUUGUUUGUUUGGAGGACAUUCGAGGCUUCCGUGCAAUCGAAUCAGAUGAAAUGUCCUUUGUAGUACCCAAAACUGAAGAUUGUUUUGUUGACUGUUGUUCAACAGCUUUUUGUGUUGGUUUUUGGAGCCAUGAAUGUCGUUGUCGUUGUUUACGCUUUUGUACUUAUGGUUUCAAUAAUUUAUGUUCCAUUUCGCGUUGA